UUCAAAAGAUACACCUCCCGCAGCGCAAACAAACCACCCUCCCACUUACAAAGUCACAUGUCUCGGCCCCCUCAAAUGAGAGAAUGCGACGCAGGGAGAAGACAAACCUCCCCGUUUGCGUUCGCAUUCCGCUGCGAAGGCAGCAGUCAACCGAGACCGUCUCGCAGGGCUGACCCUGUCGUUUGAAGCGAACGGGGCAGUGUUCAAGUUUAACAUGUCGAUCACCGGAUCAGUGUAAGGCACCAGGUCGAUGUUUUGAGUCCCGAACGGCGCGGUUGGAUUUCGGCGGCCGUCCCGACUUCUCUCGGUUUCCUGGCGGAUCGCAGACUACUCGACGGCGGAUACCGCCACUUCCCGUCCAACCUGCUUGCGCCUUUAAGGCAGGCCCCGCCCCCUGGCGUAAUUCAAAUAUUUGGCUCCUCCCCGGACUUCCGUUUUUGUUCCUCAUCGCGAGCGGUUGUAAACAAAAUGGGCGCCUCUCUUGACACUCCGUCGCCGUGUUCUAUGUGCUACGAGCUGAUUCAGAGGCCCGUCAUCUUAAAGUGCAACCAUCGCUUCUGCCAACGCUGCCUGGGAGACUUGUGGAGCGUUUCUCCCAACGGGCCGUACCGUUGUCCCCAAUGGAAGUGUACAACCGUCUACAAGACCCUGCCGUUUGACUUGAGUACGGCGGGGCCGUCGCCCCGCAGCCCACCGCCGCAGCCUCGCGGCGCCGCGGGCGAAUCCAGAACGGAUGGGGCCAUUACUGUCAACACGACUGGCUUUACACUGUGGAAGCCCAGCACAAUUCUUGGCAAGAGAAAAGCUAGCAGACAUGUACCAGAGCAAGAGGCAAACACAAAGCGACUAGCUGUGGACCCAGGUGCUGCUGGCAAACCUUCCAGUGACAGCGAGCAGCCCACCACACCAGUGUCAGGUACAUCUAGCCGCUGGUCUACUGAAGUGGAGACACCCAUGAUUGAAGAGAGACCAGAAUCCUCCAAAACCAAGGGCAAUGUUAACAUCUCAUCCAGAGACCAGCCCCCUUGCAGCAGUAUAAGCAAUACGCCUGAAGUUGUCUUCAUCUCCCAGAACAAGCCCCCAUCAGAACCGCCCUUAAUAGCAGAUGACUCAGACAACUGCAGUGAAGUAGAUACAUGUGAUGCACCUGUACCUGCAACCCUCAAAGAAAAAAAUGAAUUGUCAGGAAUGCAUUCACCGGUAGAAAGACCUACCUCCCCUGCCAACUCAAAGUCUUCUCCUCAGGUCUCCACUCCCGGUAAAGGCAAGUCUCCUUUGCACCAUCUCUCCAGGCCAUCUCUGGCAUUCACCAAACUUCCUGCAUCCACCACUGCUUACCCUGCAUGCAGCGGUCUCUCUCCCAAGCCACAAGGAGCCAGUGGCAUUCCCAUGUCCUGCCAUUACUGCCCCACUCCUGGGCAGCAGCCUGCUGUUAAGACCUGCCUAGUGUGCGGGGCCUCCAUGUGUUCAGAGCACCUGCGUCCCCACCUGGAAUCCCCAGUCUUCCAAAACCACACCCUGGUGGCUCCCAUGGAGGAUAUCUCCCUGUGGAGGUGCCAGGAGCACCAGGAGAUAAACCGCAUCUACUGUCGGCAGUGUGCGAUGUGCGUAUGCACUGUGUGCACUGUGAUAGGCUCUCACCGGGACCACCGCUGCAUCAGCAUCAGGGAGGCAGAGAGAGAGCUGAGGGGAAACUUGAAGGGAGAGAUUAAACAGCUUCAGGAAGCAGAACAAGUGUUCCUGAACAGAGUGGCUGAACUCAAGCAGAAGAAACAGGAGUUCCAGGUGGUGUUGACGGAGGCGAGGGCUGGAGUUCAGCAGCAGUACGGGGCCAUAAAGGAGGCCCUGGAGCAGGAGGAGCAAUCAGCCCUGCAAUGUGUGAGGCAGGAGGAGAACAGGGCCCUGGGGGGCUUAGAGAGCCAGCUCAGCCAGCUCCAGGGCUCCCUCAUCUCCGUCCAGCAGGGUCUCCACAUCCUGGAGGGUCUCGCAGAUACCCAGAGGGACGAACAGGUCCGGGAACAGGCCUUCAUUAUGGAAUACAGCAGGACAACCCAAAUGGUCAGCGACAUGGGAAGUGUUGUCGAAGGGGUGACAGUAGGGGCUCCAGAAGAAGUGAACCAUGCCCGACUCAACUGUCUGCAAAAGUGGACAGAGAAGCGCCUGAACAACAUUUUUCUCUCUCUGCCGGACAGAGACUCCUACCGAAUGCUUUAUGGGAUCGUCCCCACCCUUGACACAGACACAGCCCAUCAGAAGCUGCUGCUGUCCCAGAACAACAGGAGAGUGAUCUACAGCGAAGUCCAGCAGGCCUACCCGGAAGACGGGGCUCGAUUCAGCGCCUUCCCUCAGGUCCUAGCCUCCCGGGCGGUGGAGAAGGGACUCUGCUACUGGGAAGUGGAGGUGCCUAUAGACGAGGGCCGCUGGAAGGUGGGGUUGUGCGAGGGGCAGAUAGGGAGGAAGGGGCAGAAGGACAUCUGUCGUCUCGGCUUCAACUCGUACUCCUGGUGCCUUGCGAGCGAGAAGGGGAGAGUGGAGGCCCUGCAUGACAAGGUGGCUGUUCCCAUAGUUACCGAGGGUCUGAGGAAGGUGGCGGUAUUCCUGGACUUUGAGGGCAUCUUGUCAUUCUUCAGUGUGACACCAGGGGGCAGUCUGACCUUACUGCACAAGUACAAGCACAAGUUCACUGAGCCACUUUACCCAGCCUUGUCUGUGUCCAAAACACAGCUGACCAUCUGUGAUCUGUUCCAAAUGUCAACCACACAGUAAUGGCAAAAUGUGACUUUAGACAAAGCACUGUAACUUUCUGCCUUUUUAUGAAAUGUUUUUAAUCGCUGUCAAGUCAACAUAGUAUAUCUUAUGAUAGGAUGUAUACUUGUGCCAGAUCGAUGAAACUCUGCUUUAAUUGUGCUGUCAUAUAAAUAAUGCAAAUGUGAUUUUAUAUCAUUGAAUAAUUCAGGAAAUUUACAAUUUUUAUAUGGAAACUCAGUUUACCUUUUACCAUACAGAACUGGAUUGCAUAUUGCGGUAGUUUACAAUUGGGCUUCUUUCUUCUUUUUUUGUCCACACAUGUGAAGAGUAAAGUGUUAAGAGAGCUGAAUUAAAAUGUGAAUUA
Lampris incognitus (smalleye Pacific opah) is the source of this 3112-nucleotide messenger RNA. Its product is annotated as tripartite motif-containing protein 14. Bases 469 to 2766 code for a protein of 765 amino acids. Gene Ontology annotation, molecular function: protein binding; zinc ion binding. The transcript has 7 exons. Lineage: Eukaryota; Metazoa; Chordata; Actinopteri; Lampriformes; Lampridae. The record is from RefSeq and is a predicted model, not a curated record.